Molecule: messenger RNA, 2964 nt
Organism: Didymella exigua CBS 183.55
Lineage: Eukaryota; Fungi; Ascomycota; Dothideomycetes; Pleosporales; Didymellaceae
Exons: 5
Coding region: 396-2483 (695 amino acids)
Biological process (GO): metal ion transport; transmembrane transport
Cellular component (GO): membrane
Molecular function (GO): metal ion transmembrane transporter activity
Source: RefSeq, a predicted model, not a curated record
AUUUCAUAGACGAAUUAUAUUCCUUCGAGGUUCUCCGAGCUCCAUGGAUCAUUUGUUGACGAUCAAAGCCACUGCCAGCUGCCGCAGCCUUAGAACACCACGUCAUAUGCAUGUCCAAUCGGAAAUAGCGGUGAGCCUGAUGAACGAGCUUCACUCACCGGCGCGCGGAACGCUGCUUGCUGCCCCCCAGCCUUCACUGAUUGCCCCACAAUCAGCCUUGGCUGUCAAUGGGUAUUGGACGGGGAGCUAGAAUUCCAUCCAUAGUGAGACUGGGCAAUCUGCGGAGCUAAGCGGGCGGGUCGGGUCAGAUUCUAAAGGUUCAACCUCAAUUUCUGCUGUUGUUGCAGCCUUUCAACUCGAGUCGCGCUCAACGGAAGAGGGUAUCGCAAUAGCAUAUGGCUACACGGGAGCUUGAUGAGCUUCGCAAGCAGCUAGAGACACUUCAGCACUCACACGAUACACUACUGAAAAGCUUAACCGCUUCAAACGGGAGCUUUGGACCCUCGGACGUUCCACGGCUACGUCGGAACGCUACUCAGCGAGGAGAUGCCGUCUUCGCCGACACAUCCACGCUCUCUGACGACAGUAGCGACGAUGAGGACGAGUUCUUUGUCCAGUCUAAACUGCCACCCCAGUUCUUCGACCAUGAACAUCUCCGCGAACACCUGAAGACCCACAAUUGGGACGAACAUGGCAGAGAUAUCCUAGCAAGUCUAGUGUCCGACCCUGCAAAACUGAGCAAGCAGCCGCACCUAUUCCAUCUUGGACCAGGACCUGCCGACGAUCGCUCUCAUUACUCGCACUUCCAGGUCUACAAUGUUGGACCAGAUGGCGUUCCAGAACUUGUGGAGGUCACCUCGGCGGAUAACACCAUGUCCAAGGCGACAGAGAUAUGGCAUUCGAUCAGAGACAUUGGGAGGAACAGCGAAAAGCCGACUUCAGGUCGUAUCACCGUUGCAAGAGAGCCCUCACCCAUCUUGUUUGGGGCACUGCAUUUGACAUUGCAUAACACCUUUGAUAUGGACGAGCUCUUUGGGCAUCUCGUGCGCACAGAAGCAUCUUCGGCUCAUAUGUUCCGUGCAUUUCAGGAAGAUCCACGCCACCGCCGAACCUUCUUCUUUACAUUCGAGUACUAUACCAUCAUCGGAGACGACUGUAAACCGAUGCAGUGGCAGAGAGCCGAUAGAGUAACCAGUUCAUCCGACAGCCACAUACCCUUGAGUCGCUGUGGCGCUGUUGUUGCAUUGGCUUUGUUUGACGAGAAACCUCGAAGAAUUCGAAACAGAGCGAGGCGCUCAAAGACGAAUUACGGCUUUGUAUCUGAUAUGUGGUCACCAUAUCAGGUCCUCCAACUCGAGUGCUUCCCAGACUGGAAGUCAGCCCCUAUCAACGGAAACCCAUACACUUUCGAGAAUGGCCAUCGAUACCUGAAUGGCCCUGAAGCCUUCCUCCACGCCCUACUCACCGAGUAUCGAGACGCAAGGAAGCGCUACGACGAAAUUUACAGACAAAUCACGGAGCUCGUUACCCCACCUCUUGGCUUCCUGUUCGAUGAGGAAGCGCGUAGGAAGCGCCUUUUCGAAGAUAAGCACUUCACAUGGACGCGUCGUUACUUCUAUGCGCAUCAAGCGCUGGGGAACGUGAAUGACAGCAUCAAAGCGAUGAUCGAUGCAUUUGAGGAUACAUUCACUGAUGACGUCUGGGACGGAGAAAGCAAAACACUUUGGCCGCUAUACGAGGAAUCACCACGAAACGAUCAUUGGAAGCGUCGACUUCGCAUCUUAAGAUUACAAUUCGAACGCGAGAUGAAAGAGCUGCGGAUUCUGCAGCGCGAGAACAAUGAGAGGCGCCACGAGAUCGAGACCUUACAAGAGCAGCUUUUCUCUGGCACCAGCAUCCAAGAGUCCAGAAAGUCAGUUGAGUUGGCAGAUGUGACGGUACACCAAGGUUACAACAUCAAGGUGCUGACAAUUGUCAACUUGUUCUUCAUGCCUCUCACCUUCGUCACGUCCAUUUUUGGCAUGACCAAUAUGCCCGCCGAACCCGCACCAUACUGGCCGUUUGCCAUCACACUUGUCGCAAUCUGUGUCCCUUUCUUUAGCGUCAUUGGCUUCUUGUCCACAAAAUAUGGCUACCACGUCUGGGCAACGAAGACUCGACAGUUGUGGCGAUGGCUACGCCCAAAGCCGAAAGCUGAAGAAGAAACAGAGACAGAGUAUGCUGGGGCGACGAGGAAGAAUCGGAGUAUGUCUACAGAAGAAGGCAUGCGUAUGAGGAUAAGAGACAGGGAGUCUGUUCCAAGAAAAAGCCUACACAGACCGCCACCUAGCCAUCCGCACAUCCAGGCUAUGGUGGCGCGCAUGGGAGAGGGAAGGCAGAGUGGGUUGACGAGAAUGGGCACUUUGACUGAGGUCGAGAGCGACACGAGAAGCAGCAGCAGGAGAACUACAAAAGACACGAUCAUUAACAUCCAGGAAUCAUAACGAGCUACGAAGGACAACUGUACGAUGGAAGAUACACGAUGUUACGACAGUAUUACGACGACUUCAACGACUUUCCACGGCCGUAUCAUAGACGACCAUGCUGUUUGGAGCUACAACAGCGUGGCAGCGAUAUAGCUCACAUGUUUUGUGCCUGCGAGGUCGGAUAAUCAAAACAUGCCAGAUCUAUCCAACGUCAGAAGUGCAUCACAGUAUUAUCAAGCCCGUAUCUGUCUUUAUUUGCGCGGUGCCGCACCCACACAGGAAGUGAGUCAGCACUAAUAACGUUACUUGUCAGGCCACACACAAUUUGAUACUCCAAUAACAAGCUUCGACCAGCUUCAUUGAGCAGCCCUCCAGCUCUUUUGCGCAAGUUGGGAGGGCGGUUUCUUACCACCACUAUCUGUACGGUUUACCAACCACGCACUGGCCUCAUUAACAGCGAUGACCCUCCGAAUGAGGUAAUUCAUUCACCCAAGCAGCC